AUGUUUAUUAAGUUAGUGGUCGGAGGGCUCACUCUAAAUGUCAUUAGCGCAUACGCGCCCCAAGCGGGUUUGGAUGAAGAGGUUAAGAGGUGUUUUUGGGAGGGUUUGGAUGAAGUGGUGCGUGGUAUCCCGCCCACGGAGAAGUUAUUUAUAGGAGGGGAUUUCAACGGGCAUAUCGGAGCGUCUGCCAGUAGUUAUGGCGAGGUGCAUGGUGGUUGUGGCUUUGGGGUUAGGAACGGAGGUGGAACUUCUCUAUUGGAUUUCGCCAAGGCUUUUGAGUUGGUGAUAGCGAACUCUAUGUUCCCGAAAAGAGAGGAACAUUUGGUUACUUUUCAGAGUACGGUGGCUAAGACUCAGAUUGAUUAUCUGCUUCUAAGGAAGUUUGAUAGAGGGUUGUGCAAGGAUUGCAAGGUUAUCCCGAGUGAGUCACUCGCAACCCAACAUCGGCUGUUGGUGGUGGACGUCAGCAUUCCGAUGAGGAGGAAGAGGAGGGUGGUUCGGAGUAGCCCGAGGAUUAGGUGGGGUGCCUUGACGAAGGAGAAAGCUCAAGAGCUGGAGAGGGGGCUAUUGGCUAUGGGGGCCUGA
This is a messenger RNA of Nicotiana attenuata, 585 nucleotides long. RefSeq names its product craniofacial development protein 2-like. The transcript has a single exon. Lineage: Eukaryota; Viridiplantae; Streptophyta; Magnoliopsida; Solanales; Solanaceae. The coding region runs from base 1 to 585 and encodes 194 amino acids. The record is from RefSeq and is a predicted model, not a curated record. Gene Ontology annotation, cellular component: nucleus. Gene Ontology annotation, biological process: chromatin remodeling.